GUGAAAUGCGACUUGCUACCCUUCUUGGCGAUAAUUGGUGUCUUCUGGCUAACCUUCAGUCUCUUCACUGUGGCCAUGAUAUACAAGCCGCAUGGUCCAGAGAACUUGGGGGAGCACUGGCAUGAAGUCCUCUACGUUGCACGUAACAACUUCUUCUCCAUGUUUGGGGAAUUCGACAUAGCUGACAACAUUGCUGAAAUCGCCACCGAAGAGGAAGAAUGCGUCCGUUUUGGGGAGUGCACGUAUCCCGGGGCUCAGCACAUCUACCCCAUCAUUAUGAUGGUCUAUGUGCUUUUAACUCACGUACUGCUCAUUAACCUACUCAUCGCCAUGUUCACAGAACGCUAUGACAAGAUGGAGCAUAUGUCAAAGCAGCUUUGGGCAAUGCAAAAGUUUGGGCUAGUCAAGUCAUUUGCCAACGCACCUCCACUGCCUUUCCCCUAUGUGCUCCUCUGGCCCUUCAUUUCCGCCCUCAGACUGUGUUACCGUCUAUUUCAACACCACCCAACUGAUGAUACGCCCUUUUGCUUCGAGGUGGAUGAGGCGCGACAGGGUCAAAUCAUAAAUUGGGCUAGAUUUCGCAGCCUGGACUACUUACAUCGCCAUCCCAAUGCAUUCCAACGGUUGAAAGUGCAAGCUCGCUAUGGCAAGUUGCAUAAGAAGACAUGGUGGUUGGAGAUAGAGGGGAAGGAGUACGAAGAAUCACAAAUCACCACAAUUGGUGCCCGAGUAGCCAUUGAAAUGGUGGAGAACCGACUGCAGGCAAUGGAGAUGCGUCUGUCAGCGGCUGCUGCUGCUGCUGCUGCUGCU
This is a messenger RNA of Hydatigera taeniaeformis, 810 nucleotides long. Lineage: Eukaryota; Metazoa; Platyhelminthes; Cestoda; Cyclophyllidea; Taeniidae. The record is from the annotation of a GenBank genome assembly.